Molecule: messenger RNA, 1317 nt
Organism: Enterobius vermicularis (human pinworm)
Lineage: Eukaryota; Metazoa; Nematoda; Chromadorea; Rhabditida; Oxyuridae
Source: the annotation of a GenBank genome assembly
AUGGCAACCUGUGAGGAGGGAUCUCAGAAAGUUCCUCUGAAAGAUGCAGGAGAUAAAAAUGAGGCAAGCGGUAGUAGACGUGCAGUUAGCAGUGGUGAACCGUCUUCUGAUGGUUCAAUUGAUGAAGAACGAUCUGCGCUGAGCGAUUCGGACUUGGCAGAUGCUUUGCGGAUUAGAGUUGGGUUUUAUUUCAUUAUUUAUUUUUGUUGUUAUAUAUCAUUAAUACCUUUUAUAGAUUAUAAGACGAUCGCUACGCAAGCAAAGGGGCCUUCAAGUGACGCGCUAGAAGCAGAGUGUUGGGCAGAGCAAAGUUCUCAUGUUUUCAGUGCCGAUGUUGAAGGCGUAACCAAUAAGGAGGGUGCUGAAUGGAAAGAUUUGCUUGGCAAUGGCCAGUUGUUGUAUAGAAUUAUAAGUAAAGGAACUGGGCUGAGGCCACGAAAUGGCCAGGAAGUGGUAAUUCGUGUUGAAGAUAAACUUUUUGGUAGCGAUUCUUAUGAAAAAAUCACUUUUAUUUUGGGAUACAGCAUGGUUAUAGAAGCGUGGGAUUUGGUUGUCUCCUCACUGAGUGAAGGGGAUGUCGCGCAAGUGAAAAGUAGUUCACGUCUUGCCUAUGGCAGUACGGGGGACAGCAAGCGAAACAUACUGCCUGACCAAGAUAUGGAGUAUGAAAUCGAACUUAUCAAAGUUGGUAAACCGGUGGUUUUUUCUGACAUGCCUGAACCCGUGCUUUCUGAACAUGCCCGUCAGUUGAAGGAGAGGGGAAAUUACUAUUAUCUUAGAAAGGAGUUUGAGAAAGCUAUAUUUGUAUAUAAGAGAUGCACUGACAUUGUGGAGGUUUCACGCGACAACGAGGAACUUCGCAUGCUUUUUUCACUAAUUUAUUCCAAUUUAGCAGCUUGUUACGCAAAGUUGAAAGACUGGAAGGCCUCCCUGACUGCUGCUACCGAAGCAUUGAAUUUAAAUGAGAAGAACGCUAAGGCUUUGUUCAGGCAGGCAAAUGCUUAUACCAAUUUAAGUAUGAUAUCUGAAGCAGUUGAAUCACUUACUGCAGCUUUAACGGUUACACCGAAUGACCCGCUAAUUACAAAAGAACUACAAAGGGUUAGAAUUUUGCAACGAAAGUGCCACGAAAGAGAAAAAAAUUUGUGCAGAAGGAUGCUCGCAGGCAUGCGUUUGAGCGAGUCAACACCAAAUAGAUUCAAAAUCCGUUAUCGAUAUUUGUUUUCUGCUGCUGUUUUUCUGGCAGUAGCAGUGCUUUUUCACUUCUGUAAUUCGCUAAUGAUGUCAUACAUAUCAUCUUUUACGGAAAAAGUGUAA